UAGGAGUUUUCCGACAAGCUACCAAAUCCACUCACCAUCAUUCCAUUGAUUUUAUUCUCUGCACUUCGUUUUUCGAGCUAGGGUAUUCUUCAUUUUCCACAAAAAAUAUUACUCUUUUGAAUAGUUUUUUGCUCAAUAAUCAGACGCUUAACCUGCAAGUUCUAUUUGUAGUCAGCUUCAUGGAUUCUCCACAGUCUGUUGUGUCACCGUUUAAGGGUUCCUCCGUUUUCGACUCUGAGAAGCAGAACAGUGAGUUUUUCAGCAAGAACCCUUCUAACCUAUCCGAGGGAAUUUCCGCUCAUAGAGAGGAAGCUGAAGACUUCAUCGGUGUACUCGACGUGUAUAUUCAUCAAGCUAGAGAUAUCCAUAACAUCUGCAUUUACCAUAAACAAGAUGUUUAUGCAAAGCUUUGCCUUACUAGUGACCCUGAAAAUGCAGUCUCCACUCAGACAAUUAAUGGUGGCGGGAAAAGUCCGGUCUUCAAUGAAAAUCUAAGGCUCAGAGUUCGUACAAUAAAAUGCUCGGUCAAAUGUGAGAUAUGGAUGAUGAGUAGAGUGAAGAAUUACUUGGAAGACCAACUUCUGGGGUUUGCAUUAGUCCCCUUAUCUGAAAUCCUUGUGAAAAGCGGAAAGCUAGAGAAAGAGUUCUCUCUUUCGUCGACUGAUCUCUUUCACUCUCCAGCAGGAUUUGUACAGCUGUCCCUUUCUUACAAUGGAACUUCACCUGAAGUGAUUGAAAUUCCUGCAUUGCCUUUAUCUGCGGACACUGAUGCAUCUCGGCCAGACAACGAGUUUGACAAAAUUGAGUUCCCGGAUCCUAAGAUUGUAAACGAAAAUAAUCGUAUGGUCUCCGAGUACUUUAAUACUAAUCUUGAUUCUCAAAGCUCGGAUAGCUUGGUCUCUUCUGAUACAGAAAAUCAACUCAGUCCAGAAGUCGAUGUCCAUAUGGAAAGUUUUCCAAGUGAGGUUGCGCAUUUCCCCCAAUAUCCUAAGCGCGAAUCGCCACCUAGCAGCUUAUCAACCGUCGAUUCUCAGUCCUCUGAGACCCAAGGAGCUUCAAAAUCUCAAGGGGAAGAAUAUGCUUCAGCUUGUAAAGAAAGUCCUACAGGUAAAAGUAAUUUUGGAAAUGCUGAGAGUAAGAUGUCAGAAACCGAGCCUGGCAGUGCAUUUCCAAAACCAGUGGUGAUUGAGCCAGAGCAAAAAGUUGUGCAACAGGAUAUUGUGGAUAUGUACAUGAAAAGUAUGCAGCAAUUUACUGAGUCAUUGGCGAAGAUGAAGCUUCCUCUGGACAUUGAAAAUGGGCCAACCAAUUCUGGUAAUACGAGUUCAGAUCAGACAUCGCAAACACCCAAGAGCACUGGUUCACGGGUUUUCUAUGGCAGCAGAGCCUUUUUCUGAGCUUUUGUGAAUGGUUUUCGGUAUGACCUAUAGGCGAUUACGGACCAAGUCUAAAAAGGAUAAGUAAACACUAAGGAUUUUAUGAAUAUGGUGUUUAUCCGUUUUAUCUUGUGAAUGCUUAAAAUGCUCUGAACUAAUUGACCUGUGUCUGUUGAAGACUUGUUUUACUUCAUUACCUUGUAGUUAAUAACUUUGUGUUGUGUAAUUUAUGCUCAGCUUUUCCCUUGGAAUAA
Lycium ferocissimum is the source of this 1630-nucleotide messenger RNA. RefSeq lists its product as uncharacterized. NCBI's taxonomy places the organism in Eukaryota, Viridiplantae, Streptophyta, Magnoliopsida, Solanales, Solanaceae. The transcript has 2 exons. The record is from RefSeq and is a predicted model, not a curated record. The coding region runs from base 180 to 1397 and encodes 405 amino acids.